AUGCCUUCGCUUGCGCAAAACCUUCCAAACCUUAUCCUAUGUCGGAUUUUUGAGCACUCAGUCGAUACGUUCUUGUACAUACGCACCUUGCAGCUUGAAAUGGCAAACUACAAGAUUAUGUGGCCCUUUAUGCACUUGUGUCGUUCAUGGCGCGAAGCAUCUGUCGACUUACUGCUCAGUCACGCGAUUAUGACCAUGAAUCGCAAAUCGCGUAUCCAUCUGGCGAUUGCGCUUGGAGCCUACGAGAAGGUCAGGGACGUUUGUCUUUUGCUAGACACAAGCGAUGUCUUUGACGGCGCAGUGCUGGCUAAACUGAGGCAAGCGCCAUUAACGGGUAGUGUAUUCCCGCAUGUUUCGAGGCUGCACCUCAGUCUUCUUGGACCUCUGCCGUCCGGAAGGCCCAGCAUCGCCUUGCUGGAGGGCAAUGCCAUCGAGUUUUGUGGCGAGAUUCAGCGUAUGUUCCCAGCAGCAACAUAUACCAGCAUCAACCACAGCCCAUCCAAUAGAGACAAUGUCUUUCCUGCAUUUGCAAAAGAGCUCAUGAGCAGACUACUGGCUGGAAAGACUGGCGUUCGAACCAACGGCGUGCCCCUAACUACAAACCCCUGUCUUCUUUCGACACCAUGCUGCUUGCAAAGCAUUGAAACAGUAAUGAGACGCGAAUCACCAGAGUUCAUUGGUGUCAUCAAUCGAAGUUGGCAAACUCUCCAGCAAAUACACCUGAUCGUGCCAUCCUCUAGCACCAUCAAACAGAUUGUGGUUGAUAGCCAAGGCACGGUUGUUACCUAUCCCUGCCUGCGGGAUCUUACUUUGAGUAUCUCCAUCGGUGAAACUAGGCUGCCAGCAUCCGAACUUGCUUCACCAGAUGGAGUGCCAUUCCCAGUGCUGGAAAGGCUGGUGCUUCACUCUCAGUACCCAUUCGCAAACGACAUUCUAUUUCGCAAUAAUGGGCAGUCGCUUAAACAUCUAGAUAUUGAGCUUACAGAGGACACGUUUGCGACAUUCGAGCGGUGCGGCGUGUUUGACAACAGACGACUUGUUAAUAGCCGUGUACAGCACGUCUUUCGUGCAUUUGUCCAUGUGCCAGUCAUCGAGAUCAACCACUGCUCGAAUGUUUCCUUCGACAGCAUCGAGCCGCACCUUGGCGGCCUCUCCAAGACCGUUCGCGUGCUGAAUAUUGCCAGUACGCAUUUGACCACCGAGCAGAUACUUCGGCUAAUUGAAUCGCUCUCGUUCCUCCAGACGAUGUGUGUGACACUUAUUGAAAGCGCAGUCCUUGAGGACGAUGCAGACUAUGCCCAAAAUGGAGACAGAAACGACAGACCACUUUGGCAUGCUUGCGAAGGCAUCAGCGCUGCUGGAGUGAGAUUGGUAUCGGGCCCUGCGACUUCGCAGAGGUUGCUCUAUGCUGGAAUUCAUCAACAGCUUAAUGUCAGACUUCACAUCAGCUUUCGGCUGCAGGUUAUACUGAUGCUGCGUUGCCCCAGCAUUCGGAGAUUCGACUUUGUACUAGGGGAAUGUACAAGCGUUGACAGCUCGCUGAUUACCUCUGACGUCGCAUUUGUUGAGCUCGCUGCUCGAAUUGGGGUUGGAGCCGGUGGCUGGUAG
Messenger RNA from Linderina pennispora, 1608 nucleotides. RefSeq lists its product as uncharacterized. The transcript is spliced from 2 exons. The coding region runs from base 1 to 1608 and encodes 535 amino acids. The record is from RefSeq and is a predicted model, not a curated record. Lineage: Eukaryota; Fungi; Kickxellomycota; Kickxellomycetes; Kickxellales; Kickxellaceae.